AUGUCGAACUGGUUCCCCUCAGGCACCAAAGGCGAGAAUGGAUGGAGAUUGGAUAUCGUCUCCCUGCUGGCGGUCGUAGGAGAGAGUUCCAUCGAGGAACACUCCCAAGCCCUCACAGCAUCAUGGACCUGCAUACUCCCACGAAUCAUCCCCGCGCCUCAAGUCCUCCUCAAACCCUCCCGACCGACUCGAAUGCCCUUCCUCAACGCCGCUGUCGUAGGAGUUCACAAUGGCACUCUCGUUCCAACGCUCAACUACUUCCCGAAUAUCAUGCACCCCAUCGAAGACCUUCCCCCCUUCGUCUUCAAAGUUCUGCAGAUCACACACAGAGGAGAGCGAGCGCCCACAAUUCCGCUACAUCCUGGGCAGGAGAAGGCAAAUAACAAAUCGAAGAAUGACCUGAAUACUACGCCGUUGAGGAUAGAAAUAGGCAUGAUCGAGAACGGACCUACAACUCCUCUCGAACACCCAACACUUCGCAGGACGCUCACUCGAAUAGUCACGCAGCAAGACAAAGAGAAGCCACGAGUGCCGCCCCAGAGAUUCUCACCGCUGAAUAUACUCUCCGUCGGUUCGUUCUUGGUCACAGUCGGUUUAAUCAUCGGCGCGAUAUUCCUAAAAGAUGGAACUGCGAUUCUAGCAGUCUGUGUAAUCUCUAUGGCGUCGUCGAUUGUUGGAUAUGCUUCAUGGUGGCAGCCAGUUCUCAUGAAGCGUUCUUUCAAGUCGAAAGUACCAGCAGGGGAUGUCGUGAUCCGUACUCGUGAAGGAGCUUUCCUCCUUGUUCGAUGUAACGAAGACGUAGCUCGAGAGCUGUAUACUGGGACAGAAGAAUGCCAAUAUUACGUUGGCACUCAGAUGUAUCGGAUCCUUGUUGGAACUGGAACGUUCCUGCUCAUGGCUUCCGUAGUGUUGAUGGGCAAUUGCGAGUUUGCUAUGCAAGCAGCCAUUGGUCUCUCCUACAUCAUCCUCAACGGCCUCUUUUGGGCCGCCUCCCUCGUUCCAAAAGACCUUUUCUGGGAUCUCUCCAACUAUGAAUGCCGAGACAUCACCCCCCCAGAUGCGCAGGAUGCCAAUCUUCCUCAAGACGACACACUUGAGGGUCGACCGUCGUUCACUCGCACCGUGUGGUAUGCUAUUCGCGAGACGAAGAAAAUUGGCUGGAUCACGAGAGGAGGAGUGGCGCCGAAGACAGAUCAGUGGGAUAAUUGGCUAAAGGCAGCGGAGGAGAAUGCCAUUGCUGGGAAUAGGGGUUGGAAUGCUGUGGAGAUGAGAGAGGCGAUGGUUGGGCAGGCGGAGACAACGCCACACCCUAGCAAGCCGGUGAACUUUGGAGAGGAUUUGGCGGAGCAGCAUGUUCCUGCUGUUGACGUACCUCUCACGGAGAAGAGGUAG
Cadophora gregata is the source of this 1392-nucleotide messenger RNA. RefSeq lists its product as uncharacterized. The record is from RefSeq and is a predicted model, not a curated record. The coding region runs from base 1 to 1392 and encodes 463 amino acids. The transcript has a single exon. Lineage: Eukaryota; Fungi; Ascomycota; Leotiomycetes; Helotiales; Ploettnerulaceae.